Gavialis gangeticus (Gharial) is the source of this 1388-nucleotide messenger RNA. It is a transcript of the gene CUNH2orf80, whose product is annotated as chromosome unknown C2orf80 homolog. The transcript has 7 exons. The coding region runs from base 1 to 579 and encodes 192 amino acids. The record is from RefSeq and is a predicted model, not a curated record. Lineage: Eukaryota; Metazoa; Chordata; Crocodylia; Gavialidae.
AUGGAUAGCAUAUGGGGAGAUUAUGUUGGCAUCAGACUUCAGGAAAUUGAGUUUGACCCAAAAGGAAGAAGGCAGCCUACCUUUCUAGAUGACAUGGCUCAUUACGACUUAGCCAUCAAUGUUGCUCUACUAUGGCUAAAUGAGUCAGAAAACAAAAUUCCUUCGACAAAAGGGAAAAGGAAUUUACCAGUUCACAGGAGAUACAUGUAUCCCAACCGAAUUGAGAGAGAAGCUAUGAUUUUAUCUUCAUAUGCUGGAAUAUUAAUGAACAGCAUCCCUAUUGAAGAGAUCUUUGAGAUUUACAGCACUGCACCCUCAGCCACACGCUGGCAGCACUCUGAAAAAGGUCACUGGAUUCACCCUUUCAACCUCUCACUGCACCCUUUUGCCAUGCUAACAGCUCCCAAAGCUGCAGAAUAUGCCUGGAAACAAAGUGUCAAAUUUAAAAAAGCAGCAAGAAAGACCACCAACAGUACCAGCAGAAGAAAUAAGAAGGAUGGUGAGCUACCAGAAUCUCCAUCUUCAGAAAAGCAGCAGGAAGGCAAAGCAGGUCUAAAAAUACAAACUAGAGACAAUUAGGAAAUAAUUCCUUCAGCAAUAGGAUAUGCUAGCACAUAUCAAACUGUCCUGUGAAGUCCUUGGAGGCUUUCUUGAAACUACGUGCAAUGGAGGAUUUUUAAGGAGCAUUAGGAGUUGUUAUUAUAAUUAUAAUUAUAUGAGAGAACGAUAGCAUUAAUCAUGCAUUUGAUUUUGUUAGUUCAGUGAAAAUCCUACAGUUGCCUGACAGUAUAUGCCAGUUCACAGUUUGCAUUUCAGUGAUAUUCUGCAGUAUUCAUCUAAAAUGUAUUUGUUCUGGCAUACAUUCCAUUUUACAGAAGUCAUUCACUGGAAUUAUCUAUAGGACACAAAGUUGCUUGUUAGCUAGUUUGUUUAAAAAAUGAACAAAUUCUUCCACUAAGUCAUCACUAGAGUCACACUAGUAUAAAACUACCCUUAGUUUCGGAAGCAACUUAGAGUAAAAAUCUUAUUUGAUCUAGGUCUCAAUUGCUCUGUUUCCACUGUGCAAUCAGGGUGAAUGUGGUCUUCAUUGCUAAACUGUGUUUAUUCUCAAACAGUUGAAUGCUUGUAUCAUGCAGGGAUCCAGAACAGAACUUAAACAAGAAAUCUUUUCAGAGGACUCUGGGACAAGUCAGGUUACAAAGAAUGAAACAGAAAUAUAACAAGGAGGCAACAGGCCUGUGGACCAUGACCUGUAACAGAAGAAAUUAAGACCAUGUUCUGCAGUGCAGUUCAUUUUUCCUGCAGUGCUGCAAGAGGUGGUCUUGUUUCCUAGGGGUAUGUAGAGCUAUUUGGGGAGUUUGGGGGAGGUUAGAUCAGUUUAAAAAGGC